Phycomyces blakesleeanus NRRL 1555(-) is the source of this 1252-nucleotide messenger RNA. RefSeq lists its product as hypothetical. The record is from RefSeq and is a predicted model, not a curated record. Gene Ontology annotation, cellular component: cytoplasm. Lineage: Eukaryota; Fungi; Mucoromycota; Mucoromycetes; Mucorales; Phycomycetaceae. Bases 1 to 1116 code for a protein of 371 amino acids. Gene Ontology annotation, biological process: aromatic amino acid biosynthetic process. Gene Ontology annotation, molecular function: 3-deoxy-7-phosphoheptulonate synthase activity. The transcript has 10 exons.
AUGUCCAAUCUUACAAGAACCGUCUACCACGAAGCCCUCAAUGAACUCGAUGACAAGAGAAUCAAGUGCAUCAAGCCCUUGAUUCCUCCCCAGAUCCUCAUGGAGGACAUUCCCCUCACUCUCAAGGCUGCACAGACCAUUGUAGAGGGUAGAAGAGGAGCUGAAAACAUCAUUCGUGGUUCUGACGAUCGCCUCUUGGUUGUCGUUGGUCCUUGUUCUAUUCAUGAUGUCAAGGCUGCCAAGGAAUAUGCUGUCAAGUUGAUUGAAUAUGCAGAGACUGCCAAGGAUGAUCUUUUGAUCAUUAUGCGUGUUUACUUUGAGAAGCCCAGAACCACUGUUGGAUGGAAGGGUCUUAUUAACGAUCCUUAUCUGAACAACAGUUACGAGAUCAACAAGGGUCUUCGUAUUGCUCGUCAGUUGCUUUUGGAUUUGAACGAAAUGGGUGUUCCCACUGGCUGUGAGUUCCUUGAUACUAUCUCCCCUCAAUACACUGGCGAUCUUGUCUCUUGGGGUGCUAUUGGUGCCAGAACCACCGAGUCCCAGAUUCACCGUGAGCUGGCCUCUGGUUUGUCUUGCCCAGUUGGCUUCAAAAAUGGUACUGAUGGUGGUAUUACUGUUGCCAUGGAUGCUAUCAAGGCUGCCAGCAACGGUCAUCAUUUCUUGUCUGUAACCAAGCAGGGUCUGUCUGCUAUUGUUCAGACUGAGGGUAACGAAGCAUGUCAUGUCAUUUUGCGUGGUGGCAAGAGCGGACCUAACUACAGUGCUGAGGAUAUCGAGAUUUGCGCCAAGGCUCUCCAGAAGGCCAAGUUGUCUAGCAACAUCAUGGUCGAUUGCAGUCACGGUAACAGCAGCAAGGAUCACAACCGUCAGCCCAUCGUUGCUCAGUCUAUUGCUAGCCAAUUGGCUGAACCCAAAAAGACUGGUGACAACAUUGUUGGUGUUAUGAUCGAGUCUCACUUGGUUGAAGGUCGCCAAGAUAUUCCCAACGAAGGUCCCCACCGUCUUGUCUAUGGUCAGUCAGUCACAGAUGCAUGCAUUAACUGGGAUGCCACUGUCAAGACAUUGGACACUCUCAAGGAAGGUGUUCGUGCUAGAAGAGCUGCCAGACAGGCUUAGAUUUAAUAACGUCUUUUCAUAAUGCACUCAUCCCCUCCCUUCAAAAAAAAGUAUACAACUUCAUAUAUUCAUUCAAUGUAUAAUAAAAAGCAAACAUCACAAUAUGCGAAACCUAAUAAAAGACCAAUGUUUCCCU